Messenger RNA from Seriola aureovittata, 7324 nucleotides. RefSeq names its product calmodulin regulated spectrin-associated protein 1b (gene camsap1b). Gene Ontology annotation, cellular component: microtubule minus-end. Gene Ontology annotation, molecular function: microtubule minus-end binding; spectrin binding; calmodulin binding. NCBI's taxonomy places the organism in Eukaryota, Metazoa, Chordata, Actinopteri, Carangiformes, Carangidae. The transcript is spliced from 20 exons. The coding region runs from base 434 to 5197 and encodes 1587 amino acids. The record is from RefSeq and is a predicted model, not a curated record. Gene Ontology annotation, biological process: cytoplasmic microtubule organization; negative regulation of microtubule depolymerization; neuron projection development.
CGAAGGCUGGGAUGAUAAUUACAUGUCUAUGGGCAGAGCGCGAACACACCGCUGGUUCUUGCUGCAUUGCCUGAGCCUCAAAGACCUGUGUGUGUCGUAUCUAACAUGAGGCAUCUAAUACAAAGAUAAUUUUUUUACACAGAAGAGUCUCUGUACGUCGUUCUUCUUCACAGGAAAGCCCUCCCUUUUCUCUGCCUGGCGGGUGUGGAAGUCUCGCCGUGGAGCGGUUGUCACACAGGCCGCGGAUCGGGUCUUGUUGCUGGGAGGAGACCAUUCAGACUCCCUGCUAGCAUUAUUAGCUGGCUAUGAUGCGUCGCUGCUGCUGGUGUAUUUUCUACACAGCAGGCCACUGUACAGCGAGGCAGGUCCUUGGUUGAUUGUUUACCCCGACGGAACUGAAGGGCGACGUGGAUAUACACCACACCUUUCAAGGAUGGAUGUUGAUUUUUGUGCUGGUGGGGACAGUACCAGGAGAAAGGUGGAUUUGACUGGGGUUGCAGAAGGCACGAUGGAUGUUGUACCAUUGGAGAUGUAUGACUCUGCCAGAGCAAAAAUAGCUGCCAACCUGCGGUGGCUGUUUGCUAAAGCCUACGGCAUUGACCAUAUUCCAGAGGAUUUAAGGGACCCGUUCUACACGGACCAGUAUGACCAGGAACACAUAAAGCCACCUGUCAUCCGCCUGCUGCUGUCCUGUGAGCUCUACUGCCGUGUCUGCACCCUCAUCCUCAAGACGGAGCAGGCAGCUUCUCUUCAGUCCCACCUGUCUGUCAUCCAGGCUCUGUCCAGGAAGGGCAUUUAUGUCGUGGAGAGUGACGAUACGCCCGUCACAGAGGGAGACCUGGCCUGUGUGCCUAUCAAAAUGAGUGCUCACAUGCCGAUGAUCGAUGCCCUGAUGAUGGCCUACACAGUGGAGAUGAUCAGCAUCGAGAAAGUGGUGGCUUCUGUCAAGCGCUUCUCUACCUUCAGUGCCUCCAAGGAGCUGCCCUUUGACCUGGAGGACGCCAUGGUCUUCUGGAUCAACAAGUUGAACAUGAAGAUGAGGGAGAUUACAGAAAGGGAGCACAAAGUCAAGCACCACCCGCUGGAGUCCCCGAGCCACCAAAAGUCUCCCUCCAAAUGGUAUUGGAAACUAGUCCCUCCUGACGUCGUGCACGAGCUGGCCCACUGCAUGCUGGAGCCAGAGGAGCUCUCUGAAGCGGUGCGGUAUCGUCGGGAGCAUGCUUCAGGCCGCCAGUUGCCCUUCUUCCCACUGCUGGAAGACCUGAUGAGGGACGUUUGUGACGGAGCUGCACUGCUCACUGUGGUCAACUACUACUGCCCAGACCUCAUGAAACUGGAGGAUAUUUGCCUGAAGGAAGUUCCCUCCAUCGCUGACAGCCUGUACAACAUCCAGCUGCUCAGAGAGUUUGCCAACGAGUAUCUGAACAAAAGUUUCUAUCUGACAACAGAGGACAUGCUCUACUCGCCGCUUGUGCUCAAGCACAAUGUGAUGGUGUUCAUUGCUGAACUCUUCUGGUGGUUUGAGACUGUCAAGCCAGAGUUUGUCCAGCCCAGAGAUCUGCAAGAGUUUAAAGAUGCUCGAGCCAUAGCUCAGCCCAAGAGUGCCCGUCCAUCAGUGCCCAUCUCCAACGCCACCAAGCGCAGCUUCCUGGCCAGCCCUGGCGUGGCCGAUAACCAGAGCAGCCCUGAAGUCUGUAACAGGUACUUCCUGCACCCUGAAGACUCUGACCCCCUUAAAGGGGGUCCAACCUUCAGUCCUUCCCACCCACUUCUGCCCCUGCGACAGAGACAGCAGAAGCAGCAAGGAGAGGAAGGUGCAGGUCUGAGAAACCGUUCAAACUCUCUGACUCAGAUGGACGGACAACCCCGAGGCUCUGUUGUUGCAUGGCCCGACAAGAGGCAGAGACCACUGUCCACACUGAGCCCCUACAUGUUGCAUUCAGCCACAGACAGUGAUGUAGACAUGGCCUCUGGUGACAGUGUGAGUCUGGCUCGCUCCAUAAGUAAGGACAGCCUGGCGUCCAACGUCAUCAACGUCACACCCAAGCACCAGACUUCUGCCCACCAGCCCUCACAGGCUGCGAUGCGCAGAGUCAACGGCCACGGCAUGCUCGCCAAUGUCAGCGCUGAAGGUGAGGAAGAAACUCCGAUGGCAGUCGCAAGGACUGAUGUUCCCCCUACCCCCAAACGGGUAGAUGGGACACAAGCAACUGCCACUGUGGGAUCCAAACCUUCCAGUGACUCCAAACCUGCACCAGAUAGCUUUUACCUAGAACCACUGAUGCCUGCCGUGCUCAGAACGGCUAAAGAGAAGUCUGUAUGCCUAAACAAGGAGGAGGAGAGUGGUGAGGGGCCCCGCUCCUCAGGAAGGGGCUCUUUACGCCGAGGAGAUGGAUCUACAUCAGCUGUUCGUAGGAAAGCACCCUGCAGCCUAAACCAAACUUUUACCCCUCCAGGUGAGGAGGCAGACUUGUCAGAGGAACCUCCCCAGGGUCAAGCUGGUUUCAGGCCCACUGUCACUAGCAGUGUGGAUCCCUCAACCAGAGAGCCAGCCGGGGGUUUCUACCUGCAUUCAGAUUCUGAAGAACCAAAGUCUGGCCAGGCCGUGGAGGCUGAGCUGGAAGACCUGGAUGAGGAGGAAGAGGAUUUGGACGAAGCAGUUACCACUAAAGACCCCAACUGGUCCAGGAAAGCCUUCAAUGAGGAAGAUGAAGAGGAGGAGGAAUCAGCCAAACUCCAAGAGGAUAUGAAUGUGAAAGAGCAUGAGGACAAAGAUACGAAUGGUGGCAGUGGUCGUUCCAGCCCCUGUCUCAGCGCUCACUCCCAGGCCAGCAGCAUGGCCAGUGGCAGUGUGCGCAUGACCUCCUUCGCAGAGCGCAAAGCCCAGCAGCAGCGCUUCGGCAGCAACCAUGACCUACGCUCCAGUGCCUCCAGCUCCCAAAGGACCACCCCAGAUGGAUCAGAGAGCAGCGGGCCCCUGGCGUCCUCCUGGAGGCUUAAAAGAGACCAGAGUCCCUCCUCACCCAUGGGAGGAUGCAAUCGUACAGUGGAUGGUGGUACGAAUGUGCUGGCUUCUGAAAUUGUCCAGCUUCAUAUGCAGCUGGAGGAGAAGCGACGUGCCAUUGAGCACCAGAAGAAGAAGAUGGAAUUGCUGUCGGCGAGGCAGAGGCAGAAGCUGGGAAAGGCAGCUUUCCUGCACAUAGUAAAGAAAGGUGGAGGCAAGAGCGACACAUUACCCAACCCACUUAAAGCUGACAUCUCAAAAGACGAGCUCAAUGGGGGAAAAGGACCAUCAAGUAAAGAUGAUAUGUGUGUUGAUGCCCUGAGGGGAGACAAAGAGGUGGAGGGAACCACCCCACCAGGUGCCUUAGACACAGACAAGAAAGGAAACAGUGGAAGCUUCUAUCUAGAAGAAGAGUUGGACCUGAACGAGUGCAGCCGCUCCAUCGAGCUGCUGAACGAAGCCAUCGGCAGCAUCCAGCAGCAGAUGAUGCAGCUGUCACUGCAGCAGGACAUGUUGAUGAAACAGAAUGUACAGUCCUCCCCAGGUGCAACUCCGCCUCCUCCUGUCACCAGUGACAAAAACAGUGACUCUAAGGCGGGCACAAGCUUUCAUUAUGUGGAGCACCUCCCUGGCACUGGCACUGGCACUGGCACUGCCCCCACCAGGAAACCCCCCAAGCUGAGCUCAGGCCGGGGCUCCAGGUCCAAACCAUCAGAACUAAAAAUAGCCAAGGAGCAAGGCCGGCAGGCCUCCAGGACCCUCAAUCCUACCCAGAGUGGGUCAGAGACAUUACCACAUCCAAGGCAGUUAGGUGGGGGCAGGUCCCCCAGGGUGGAGCAGCCCGACAGCCCAAAAAAGCCAACAUCAGGAGAGACAAUCGACAGGCCAGGCGCCGGCCACAUUCGGAGCGCCACCUUCCGGCUUCAUGACGACUCGAACCUGCGCCUGCCGACCCGAGUGGACCUGUCGGCAGUGACUGCCCCUGAAGUGUCCUUCGACGAGUGCCUGUCCAGCACCACUGGAGAGUCUGAGCUCAAUUCUUCAGACAGUUCAGGGAAAGAGAACAUACCAUCAGAGGAGGUGCAGCGCAACAAAUCCCACCUGAUUGAAGUCGAUCUGUCGGAGCUGAAAGCGGAAGAGGAGAGCGCCGAGGAAAGAACGACAGAAGAAGGUGAAGGAGAGCAGAAAUCAGUCAUGGGCUUCUUCUUCAAGGACGAGCAGAAGGCAGAGGAUGAGCUUGCCAAGAAAAGAGCAGCGUUCUUGCUGAAGCAGCAGAAGAAAGCUGAGGAGGCUCGACUCCGCAAACAACAACUAGAAGCAGAAUCUGAGCUGAAACGAGAUGAAGCAAGGCGGAAGGCAGAGGAGGACCGGCUGCGUAAAGAAGAGGAGAAGACGCGGCGGGAGCUGAUCAAGCAGGAGUAUCUGCGGAGGAAGCAGCAGGAGAUGUUUGAGGAGCAAGGCCUGGUGAAGCCCAAAACCCCCAAACCGAAGCAGAAACACAGACCCAAGUCUGUCUUCAGAGAGGAAUCCUCCAGUGACAAUUUAUCUAAGUGCUCUUCCACACCUGACAACCUGAGCAACGCCCAGUCAGGCUCCAGUCUGUCUCUCGCCUCGGCCGCAACCAACGAGGCCGACAGCGUCAACUCUGGAGGAGCCGGUUCUCAGCGCUGUGACUCUGUGGAGUCGUUUCCAGGCAGUCGUAACAGUCGAACUGCAGAAAGAGACUGGGACAACGGCUCCACUGCAUCUUCCAUCACCUCCAUGGCUGAAUAUACUGGUCCCAAACUAUUCAAGGAGCCCAGCGCCAAGUCAAACAAGCCAAUCAUCCACAAUGCAAUCUCUCACUGCUGCCUGGCUGGCAAAGUCAACGAGCCCCAGAAGAACCAGAUCCUAGAGGAGUUGGAGAAGUGUGAGUCCAACCACCUGAUGAUCCUGUUUCGUGAUGGCGGCUGUCAGUUCAGGGCGCUCUACUCUUACUUCCCCGACACCGAGGAGAUACAGAAGCUGACGGGCACCGGACCCAAGAGCAUCAGCAAGAAGAUGAUUGACAAGCUGUACAAGUACAGCUCAGACCGAAAGCAGUUCACCGUCAUUCCUGCCAAGACUGUGUCAGUCAGCGUGGACGCCCUGACCAUCCACAACCACCUGUGGCAGGCCAAGAGAAGUGCUGUGCCAAAGAAAAGUGUAAAAUAGCAGACCCGAUUUUUAACCCUCUAUCAUCCAAAUCAUCUUAUGCCCAUCUUGCUUGUGUCCUGAAUAGACUGCAUUGAUGCUCACAGCCAAGCUCUCCGCCAUGCUCGGUCUGGAAACCUACUCAGGAGAGGCCACAUCUAUGAGCUUGUGGUCAUGUGUAGGUGGACCAAGACAGAAACAAGGGAAAAGGUAUGUGUGUGUGCGUGCGUGUCUGUGUGUCUCUGUGUGUCUGUGUGUGUGUGUGUGUGUGUCACACAGGUGGUCUGAGGAACUGGUGCUUGCAACGAAAAGAGGAAUGCCGGCUGAAUCUGCUUCUUCUCCCUGUGAUCUCAGUGCGAUCUGUUCAGGUUUCUUUUGGUCCGGCUCUGUUUUUCUACGACAACCACGACUCAAGCAUGUGGCAUUUUUUUCUCUGUCUCUCUAGUAUGUGGUGGAUGUUCAUUUUUACAUGAAGUAUUUAUUAGUUCAGCACUGUCAUGGUCAGGAGCUCAGCUGCAGCACUAAAAUCCUUCCUUCCCUCCGGAAGCGCCUCUCCUUUGGACUAAUUUGGACAAAAGGAGGGGACAUCGGGAGAUUUCUGUCGCUCUUUUCAGAAAAUCCGAAGCAAGGGACCUUUGUAAUACCCCUUUAGGACUGUUGGGCUGCUCUGCUGUCCCAACAAAAAAACAAAAACAACAAUCUCUUCCUGCGUGGACUGUCGAAUCUGUCGAAUCAGGCUGGCAUUACCGAUUUUGCCUCACCAGGGAUCUCCAAAAACCUGCUGCUCUGAACUGUCUUCUUCUUUUGUCGCGUGGGGAGCUCCUCAGGUCUCCCUCAGACAUCCGUUGGCCUUUCACGCAUCGUGGUACUAUCGUCUAUUUAUUCAACCGCUUUUUAAACUAGACGCUGAUCGUGUAGCACUGGAUAUGUGUAAAACGAGGGGAAAAAAAAAAAAAAAAGUUAACGACGGUCAUUUUAAAUACUAUUGUUGGAACAUCCUUUUUCUUGAGGGUGGCAAAAGAGGGUGAAUGAUAGGCUUUGGUACAGAAAUGAUGCUUUUUUUCUUCUUUUUUUUUUGUUUUAGCUUUUCUUUUUUUCUGUUUUUAAUUAUUAUUAUUGAAGCAAUGUGGUAUAAAGUUUGAGCUGAUGUUAUGUGUUUUCAUCAUAACGGGAAUUCUCUGAUGUUUAGAGCUUAGUUGUGUUUUCUCUCUCCACUGGGCACUCUUGAAUUGUCCUGUGUAAAGGUGCACUCAUGAACACUUGUCGACGGCUUCUUUCAUGCAAUGUAACCCCCCCUCCCUCCUCCCCCCUCCCCCCCUCGAGUGUUUUUGUCGGCCUGUCCCAUCUUUAACCACAAGAGUGGCGCACACACACACACACACACUCUUGUUGUGAAGAGUGUUUUUCGUGCUGCUCUGUAACUGGUUCGAAUGACAGUAUUUGAUAUAUUCACAAAGGGGGUUUCUGUGUGGGCGGGUUGGCGGGGGGGAACUGUGGUUCAGUUAUGUACCAACAUUAAAGAACAUUCCUCCAAGGUGUUGACAAACACUGCCACGUCGUCUCUCUCUCUCUUCUCUCUGUCUUUAAGAAUAAUCAAAGUGCUUUGCUUUUUUUCCUUUUCUUUUUCUUUUUUUUUUUUUUUUUUAAACCGUUUGUUGGCCUCGAGAACAACCAGAAGUGUUGCACAAGCACUUUACUUUCUGUUUGUUUGGGAAUUUUACCUUUUUGAAUGGAUAUAAAAACUAAGAACUAAUUAGUAAUACUGCUGUUGUGCGCUCCGAAAAAAGUGUGAGAACUAAACCAAACGCUAAGAUUUAAUACUGACACAUGAAUCUGAAAGGCCUCCGCUGAUAUGAUACUACUGCUGUCUCCAAAAACUACAGAAUACUUGAUUUGUCAUUUGCUGCAUUUUGGAGUUUUUGGGGGGGGUUUGGGUGGGGGAGGUGGUAGAUCCUUAACUGUAUGUGAGUGUAUUUUUAUGUUAACUAAAAGAUUGUAUUGGCAUUUGGUCACCAUUUUUGUUACACUAGUGUACUUUUCAUCCUUGUUGAUUUUAUCUUUGAUCCCAUGCCAUCUAUUUAUUUUAAAAUGGAAGCACUGAAACGGAAUAAAUUUUCAAGUGAAUAAAAGUCACAUUUUUCAUUUUUA